Molecule: messenger RNA, 480 nt
Organism: Achroia grisella
Lineage: Eukaryota; Metazoa; Arthropoda; Insecta; Lepidoptera; Pyralidae
Product: cuticle protein 8-like
Exons: 4
Coding region: 7-480 (157 amino acids)
Cellular component (GO): extracellular matrix
Source: RefSeq, a predicted model, not a curated record
UUAAACAUGCAAGCCAAGUUCGUAAUCAUUGCUGCUAUCCUCGCUGUGGUUGCUGCAAGACCACAGGAGGGCCACGGUCACGGUCAUGCUUAUUCAUCACAAAGCAUCGUGUUACAUCAAAGUGGUCACAUUCAACACGCACCUGUGCAGCAUGAAGCCAAGCCCGUCGUGCUGGUUCAUCAGCCUGUCCAACAUUAUGAGUCUCCCAAGCACGAGGAAAAACAUGAAGAACAUCACGUAGACUACUAUGCUAUACCCAAAUACGCAUACGAAUACAAAAUCGAGGACCCCCACACCGGCGACAACAAGUACCAGCACGAGACCCGUGACGGUGACGUCGUCAAGGGUGUGUACAGUCUGCACGAAGCCGACGGCACCAUCAGGAUCGUCGAGUACACGGCCGACAAACACAAUGGUUUCAACGCCGUCGUGAAACGCGAAGGUCACGCCAAACACAUUGUACCUGAGCAUCAUCAUUGA